Messenger RNA from Cyprinodon variegatus (sheepshead minnow), 1156 nucleotides. It is a transcript of the gene ttpa, whose product is annotated as tocopherol (alpha) transfer protein. Gene Ontology annotation, molecular function: phosphatidylinositol bisphosphate binding. The record is from RefSeq and is a predicted model, not a curated record. Gene Ontology annotation, cellular component: membrane. Bases 1 to 870 code for a protein of 289 amino acids. Lineage: Eukaryota; Metazoa; Chordata; Actinopteri; Cyprinodontiformes; Cyprinodontidae. The transcript has 5 exons.
AUGAACGGAUCACAGCUCAAUGAGCUUCCGGAUGACUCCGAGCAGCUGAGGCCGUACGUGGUGAGCCUGAGGCGGGCAGCAGAGGAGGCCGAUGACCGGUCCUCGGUGGGAAGCUUCUCCGACUGCUUCCUCAUCAGGUUCCUGCGCGCCAGAGACUUCGACCUGCAGCUCUCCCUCAAGCUGUUGCUGAACUACCUGCAGUGGAGGAGAGUGAGUCCAGAGAUCAGCACAUGCCUGUGUCCUUUAUCAGUGUCUGGCCUCCUUAAAGCAUCAUACCAUGCUGUUCUCCCACACCGGGAUCCUGCUGGAAGCAGGGUACUCAUCUACAGAAUUGGGCAAUGGAACCCAAAAGACUGGUCAGCCUUCCAGGUGUUCAGAGUCAGUCUGAUGACAUCGGAACUCAUUUCCAGGGAGACAGAAACACAGAGGCGAGGUGUGAAGGUUAUAUUUGACCUGAAAGGGUGGAGUCUAGGCCAUGCCUUGCAGAUAAACCCCUCCCUCGCCAGAAAGAUAUCCUCUGUGCUUUCGGACUCAUUUCCUCUAAAGGUGAGAGGAAUUCAUCUGGUCAAUGAACCAAUGUUCUUCCGUCCAGUCUUUGCUAUGAUUCGUCCCUUUCUGGCAGAUAAGAUCAAGCAGAGGGUCCAUAUGCAUGGCACAGACUUCCACCACACUUUAAGUGACUUCUUCUCACCAGACGUCUUACCUCCAGAGUAUGGAGGAAGAGGCUUGGAAAUUGAAGAAGUCUGUCAGGCUUGGACCGAGGAACUGCUUCAAUCUGAAAACCUCCUAAAACAAAUUGCUUCUCACCCAACUGGAGACACGUCAUUGAUCUCAGAAGAGAGUGAGACAAAGAAACACACCAAUAUAUGAAGUUUUGGAUGAUGUUACCAGCUUUAAGCUUGAACAUGACUGCUUAUCAUCCAUGACUAAAGUCUUAACUGCUUUUAUACCUUUCAACACAAUCAGCCAUAAUGAUUAAAGUGAAGUUUACCUUUAAGCUAAAAGCCCUUCAUGUUACAUUUAAUGUUCAAAUUUCGGGUAAGAGGAUGAAGUUGCAACAACGUCAUUGAUAUGCAGACAGUGGCUCAACAUCAAGAUGAAGAUAUUGAUGUUAGGAUCAUGUGUUGCCGUGAUCUGGAAUCUGGAAAGAAAGGCC